Numida meleagris (helmeted guineafowl) is the source of this 436-nucleotide messenger RNA. RefSeq names its product chromodomain-helicase-DNA-binding protein 5-like. The record is from RefSeq and is a predicted model, not a curated record. Lineage: Eukaryota; Metazoa; Chordata; Aves; Galliformes; Numididae. The annotation marks the transcript as partial. The transcript has 3 exons.
ACGGUGACAAAGUGACACGGUGACAUGGUGACACGGUGACAGCCCUUAGCGUGCAGCCACGGCUACGCCCGCUGGACGGACAUCCAGAACGACGGCGCCUUCGGGGUCAUCAACGAACCCUUCAAGGGCGAAGCGUCCAAGGGGAACUUCCUGGAGAUGAAGAACAAGUUCCUCGCACGCCGCUUCAAGCUGCUGGAGCAGGCGCUGGUGAUCGAGGAGCAGCUGCGGCGCGCCGCCUACCUGAACAUGACCCAGGACCCCAGCCACCCCGCCAUGGCCCUGAACACGCGCUUCGCCGAGGUCGAGUGCCUGGCCGAGAGCCACCAGCACUUGUCCAAGGAGUCGCUGGCGGGCAACAAGCCCGCGAACGCCGUCCUGCACAAGGUGCUGAACCAGCUGGAGGAGCUGCUGAGCGACAUGAAGGCCGACGUCACCC